Cryptococcus wingfieldii CBS 7118 is the source of this 1485-nucleotide messenger RNA. RefSeq names its product aminopeptidase. Gene Ontology annotation, molecular function: metalloexopeptidase activity. The record is from RefSeq and is a predicted model, not a curated record. Gene Ontology annotation, biological process: proteolysis. NCBI's taxonomy places the organism in Eukaryota, Fungi, Basidiomycota, Tremellomycetes, Tremellales, Cryptococcaceae. Bases 1 to 1485 code for a protein of 494 amino acids. The transcript has 5 exons.
AUGCUCGCCCUCCUCCCCGUCCUCGCAGCAUCUGCCUCGGCUGCCAUCGUCCCCAACACCCCCUCGCUCUUCAUCGCCAACGGCGCUCAUGAUACCGUCCCCGACUGCCUCAAGCACUCCUACCACGGGUCAUACGGAGGCUCGGCUGCUGCUCAAGAGCACAUCUAUCUCCCCUCAGUUGAAUGCCUCUCUUCUUCCAAUCUCGAUAGCUUUACAGCUGGAUCCAUUGUUCCCCUGGAGGACUUGGGAUCUCUGGAGAAGGGCCGUAUGGUCUGGAUCGGAAAGGCUGGUGUGCAAGGUGAUGGCGAGCUCCCCAUGGAUAUCUCGGCUCACUCAUGGCCAAGCAUGUCGGAAGACGGCAAGGAGCAAGGCUCCCCGUUUGUGAUCCAGACCGAUGACCCUCGUGACACACGAAAGGAGCCUAUCACUCUUCUCCACCAAACUGCCAACUCCUUCUUGCUGCAUGUCGGAGCCUCUGCUCUUCCCUAUAUCGACACGCUACUGCCCUCAUACCUUGUGCCUGUUGCUGUACCGACCAAGCCUUAUCCCGUGGCCACUCUCGGCUGGGAAUCUGUCCCCACCAAGUACGCCAAGUAUCUUGCGGGCAUUAUCGAGAACCUGCAGUUCUCUCCUGCCAUUGACAGGAUCUUGUCGGAUGGUUUGGACCUCAAUCAAGUCAGGAGGGAUGUACGAUGGCUUACUGGAGAGUCUCCCAGCGGUAUCCAGUCGAGGCACAGCUUCACUCCAGGAGCUGUCAAGGCCGCACACUGGAUCCAAGGCAAGGUCGAAGCCACGGGAGCUACCUGUACCCUUCAGCCUUUCCUGGAAGGCUUCUCUCCCAAUGUGAUCUGCCAAUAUCCCUCCCUUCACAAUUCUACUGAGAACGUCAUCUUCUCUGCGCACUACGACUCGCGUGGCUCGUUCGGGUCUACCCGUGCUCCUGGGGGCGAUGACGAUGGCUCUGGUACUGGUCACCUGCUUGGUCUGGCACAUGCUAUUGGCAGCCAAGGCGUACAGUUUGAGAAGCAGGUCACGCUUGCUUUCUUCGCGGGCGAGGAGCAAGGGUUGCUUGGAAGCCAUGCUUAUGCCGAGUAUUUGCACUCCCAGAACGUUUCAAUAUUGUUGCAAGUGCAGGCGGACAUGUUGGGCUACCACGCUGUCGGCGAGUCUCUUCAGCUUGGCCUCCCCGAGACCAUCCACCUCCCCGAGGCCAGCUACCUGGUCGGCAACAUCUCCCACCUCUAUGCUCCCGAGCUCGUUGUCGGCACAACCGCCGCGUGCUGCUCUGACCACCAGUCCUUCGUCUCUUACGGAUUCCCUGCCACUCAGGUGUUUGAGCGUAAUGGCGACAUUGUGGACCCGAUGUAUCACAACUCGGGCGACCUUUCGCAAAGGGAGGGGUACGACUUUGAGCAGAUCGUGGCGAUUGCCAAGGUCACACUGGCUACGCUUUUGACGGUGGCCGGUUACCAGAUCGCAGAGUAG